Fulvia fulva is the source of this 1041-nucleotide messenger RNA. Its product is annotated as Glucose-induced degradation protein 4. Gene Ontology annotation, cellular component: extrinsic component of membrane; GID complex. Gene Ontology annotation, biological process: protein targeting to vacuole; negative regulation of gluconeogenesis; proteasome-mediated ubiquitin-dependent protein catabolic process. The record is from RefSeq and is a predicted model, not a curated record. Lineage: Eukaryota; Fungi; Ascomycota; Dothideomycetes; Mycosphaerellales; Mycosphaerellaceae. The transcript has 3 exons. The coding region runs from base 1 to 1041 and encodes 346 amino acids.
AUGCCGACUCCCAGUGAAGACACAAUCCAGCCCACCGAGAUCGUAGAUGCCACCCCGUCCUCGCAGAAUGGCUUCAUGAGCUGUCCACCUGAAGAACAAAGAGAGCCUCGUGCGCCUCGCGAUGGACCAAUAGAACGAGUCGACACGCCUCAUCCCGCAUCGCUCGACGAUCACACAACGAUCCAUGACCAUGGCUCAGACUUCGCGGCAUCGGAACCAAUGCCAGGUCGCGACGCUACCUCCGGCACACACGACGUGAUGGAAACAGAACACAGGCCUCCCAAGGGAGAGCACAUAGAAGAUGCUGGCAUACUGGUGGAACCACCGAGUCCAACCGUGGGAUCGCCAGAUGUGCCUAGCGACAGCGAUACCAAACUGGCACAAUCUAUGUCAACAGCAGCCAUAUCGCCUGCGACACCUCCACCGCAAUAUCUGCGCUUUCCAGAGUUGGACCAAAACAGGCAAACAUCGCCGAGUUCGACCACGUCAUUUCUCCGUCCAGGGAGCAAAUUCCGAGGAACGCAACAGUCUGACCGACAGGUCUACGAUGUGCAAGUCGAGAUCAAGGACGUGGACUUAGCCGAGUCGUUCUUGUGUGGCUAUCUACGGAUACAAGGCCUGACUGACGACCACCCGACACUCACGACUUUCUUCGAAGGCGAGAUCAUUGGCCCAAAAUACCUCUUCAAGACCACCCACACGUCCUGGGGCAGCAGCGAGAAGGUCGACUUACAGCACUGGGCACGAUUUCCAGCAUGGCGGCCGCUCGCAAAGUCUGCCAAAAGUCCAAAUUUCACUCUGAAGAAUUAUCAGCAGAGGGAGCACCUAUUUAUGCGCUGGAAAGAAUACUUCCUCGUACCUGACCAUCGGGUCAAAACGAUCACGGGCGCGAGUUUCGAGGGCUUCUACUACAUCUGCUUUAACCAGGCUUCGGGGUCUGUGAGCGGGAUAUAUUUCCACGCUAAAAGCGAAAAGUAUCAACAGCUUGAACUCAAGCAUGUCGAGGACAGAGGUUGCAUGCCGGCGAUGGAGUUCCGAUGA